Messenger RNA from Echinostoma caproni, 3780 nucleotides. The record is from the annotation of a GenBank genome assembly. NCBI's taxonomy places the organism in Eukaryota, Metazoa, Platyhelminthes, Trematoda, Plagiorchiida, Echinostomatidae.
AUGCAAGUUUGGUUAGGUAGACGAACAAUAUUGGAAGUCAGUUGUGCAGCGAAAAGCGUUCAAAUUCAUUUGAUUGCAAAUAGACCCAUCCGCUCAAAAACGAUAUGGGUAGAGGGUGUGGUUGGUGGUGAGCACAUGAUCAUUCGAUACGAUGCAGACAAGUCCGGAACGCAUGCUCAGUGUCACGAUCGAGAUGACGAAUUUGGUCAUUACACCUGCGGCUCUGGUGAAUCUGACCAAAUUCGAUGUCUUCCUGGAUGGCAAGGCAAAGACUGUCUGGAUCCAAUAUGUGCUCCUUACUGUCAUCCAGCUGGCGGUUGGUGUCUGAAACCCGGAGAGUGUCGAUGCAAGAGAACAUGGACCGGGGCGAACUGUGCGCGAUGUAUUCCCUGUCACCCGAACCAGUGUGCAUAUUUCUCCUACUAUUCAUGUGUUUGUGAGUAUCCUGCUGCACAGUUCACGUGCAAUGAUUUGGAAAAAAUUGAACAAUCACCUAAUCAAGAGUCGAGGCAAACCAUCUAUCAUCGUGUGGUUGAUCUGGACAUUAGCUACCGAUUUCUAUCCGGCGCGGAGUUAGUCUUCUACUUUUAUGAGAACCUAAAGGACGGUACUUUGGAACGAGUGGCAGCACAUUUGCAAAUCAAAACAAAUGAUUGUUUUUCACCAGCUUAUCAAUUAGGUCACAAAAUUCAACAUCGUAUUCAACGUCGUGGUUCUUCACUUGUGGAUUUAUUCACAAUCAAACUACCGUCUAAAGUGAUCAGUUCUACUGGAUCCGAUCACUGCCACGUUCGCACUGGACUGGUGGAUGAACAUCCUGGACAAUCUUUACAUUUACUCAGCUGGAGUGAAUAUAUGCGUAUGAUAGAACAAGUAUGGGGUGGUCGAUGGAAAUAUUUUGAUGCUUUGGAUACGGAAGAGGCAUUCCAGUUGGCAGGACUUUUAACCAUUCACUGGGGUUUGUCAAGCAAGCUUAAUUUGAAUAGUGCUUGUCCUCACAUGACCGUGUCCAGAAAGGAAGGAACUGAUCUGAGCCACGUAUAUAUGCGACAGGCUCAGUCUCAGAAGCAAUACUUUAAACAAUGGAAUCGUUUUUACAAGGAUGAUUUAUACCAGCCUUAUUGGAUAUUCGAUUCGGUGAAUGAAAGUGAUCGCUCUGACGGAUUUUCGUAUUUCCGUUUUACUCUAAACAACCGCAGUCAAUUUCAUGAGGUCAAACUCUAUGCCUAUUGUAUGACCAGCGGUUUGGGAUUGUGGAUUGGAGAAACUGACCUAAUUCGAACCACUUGGGGUCUCACAAUCAAUUUUAACGGCCCGUCAACAGUAGCACAAAACGAGGUUCCAUAUUUUAGGGUUAUGCUUCAUCUUGUAGAUGGAUUUCCCUGUGGUCAAAUAGAGCUGAGUGUACUUGGAACGCUGGGUGCAACAGAAGACAUGACCCCACCAAAUGUAACCUUAUGCAUAUGUCCUGAAGAGACACAUGAGUUGCAUUUUGCCAAAGCGAUAUAUGCCUCCGAAGCAUUGAAUUUAACCAUAACAGCAAAACUGUGGUCGUCAGCAAUUCUUUGCUCUCGGCGUCAGAUUGCUGGGGGAAUUCUGAACACCAAUUCCAAGCGUCUUGUAACUAAAUUUCAGUCAAUCGUCACCGUUCGAGUUUUAGAACGAUAUUGGCCAAUGAAAGUAGGACUUCAAGCUCUUGUCUGCGAAACUGUUGACGAAGGACCAACCGUCGUAUUAAGUUCAAACGACAAGACUAAUUCUUUGUCGGAAGCCAUGGGACCGAUAUUUGUGACAACCAUCUGCAGUCUGAACUGUGCUUUAACACUUCGUGCAGUUAACUCGGUCUCAAAACUAAUCAGUUUGGAUACCAACGAUAAACUAUACCUAAUCAAGGAAUAUUUGCGGAACAAACAAAAUCCUUCAGACGGAUGCUUUUAUGAGAGUGGAAGAAAAAUGCCUUACUCUACCCACGGCGAAAAUGGUCGCCUGAGUGGACGCUACGACCACGUUCUGCUCACAUCUUACGUUCUUCUCGCUCUACAGGGAUCAACCGCGGACUCCCACGAUCCACGAAAAGACCUCGUGCAUGAUGAUGAUGAUGCCAUUGAAAUGAGACGGCGAGCAAUUUUGUGCUUGAAAAGGAUAUCGUUGACAUUCGACGAUACGACACUAUCCAACUACGCUUGGGCUUUGUUAACCUACUCGAUGUCCAGAGACCCGUUAACACCAGUAGAGAUCAAUUCUAUCAACAUAAGGCGUCUAACUUUGAAUUUGGAUUUCAUAAUCCCUUCCGACGAUACCAGCUUGCCCAUGGCUUAUGUUCAUGAUAACAGUGAUCCAAGUAAUCCCAGUCGCAUGAUCAAUUCAUUAGCCAUGGAAGCAACUGCUUACACUUAUAUGACCGUUUCCGGUAAAGUAUCCUAUGAGAAACAAUUACAUUUGAUCAAGUAUCUGUUUGCUCACAGUGAAUGGGAUUUUGAAUCCAGAUUGACUCAUGCAUCAAGCACCGUUUUUCAGGCACUGGUGCACUUUGCCAAGCAGAACAGUCAGAUCGCGUGGUUUCAACGAGAAUAUGUGAAGUGUACCAGUCAGAUUCAUCCUUCGGGUCAAACAAUCGUCAACGUUUUGCGCGAUUCUGAACAGUUCAUUCCAAUGCCAAAAAGUCUUAUGGUUCCAAGUAGAACAAAUAUUACAUCGAUUUCAUGGACAGUGGAGAACUUGGUCGCCAACCAAUGUGCUCUAGCGAAUACAGAAUUCGUUUUUGCCUCACGUUUCAUGUCAGCAUACAACUCGCGUGAAACUUUGCUUCACUUAGAAGUGCAUGAAAUCGAUCGCAAACUGUGCACGUCCCCCAAGUUAAAGAUUUGUGUGUGUACCAGUACGGAAAAGAGACCUAAUCUCUCCGGAACCCUAGUGUUGGAAAUUUGGCCACCAUCAAGCUAUUCUCUCCCUAACAGGAGUUCGGCAUUUUGGCAAAUUUAUAAUCAAUCUGCGGAAAAUAGAGGAAAACCACGUCACAUUCGAUUCGGUAGAAGUGGAGAGGUAUUGGUAUUGUUUGACGGAUGGACUGAAGAAGAAAUUCACAACCGCGGAAAGCUUGAAGACAUCCGUCGAUGUGUGUCGAUUCGCUUUCGUCAGGUCUAUCAUGCAGAAAAUGCCCAGCCGCUAAAACUAAAAGCUUACGAUUUGCAUCGGUUGUAUCCGGAAGCUAGACGUACUCACCGGCUUCCGAGUUGCCAACGUUGGUACGAAAUCGAAGACCGACUCGAACUUCCGGGGGAUUACGGCCCGGUGAAUCGAAUACCUUGUCCUAUUUGUUUACACAUUGAAGAGGACCCAACGCGACUGGCUAAAGCAUUGGAGCAUGAUGUUUGCGAUCAUCGUGGGGAUCUACUUGUAUUUGAAACGGUUAAGGGGAAUUUCGGUUUUGGUGAACCCGUGAUAAUGUACACCACACGCAUGAAAAACUCAUCAAGUUAUUGGCUAACAAAAGUGAAGUUACACAACGAAAAUUGUACAUGUAAAUUGCCAAAAACAACCACAAAUGUAUUUGUUUUUACUAGUGUCCUGUUCGACUACACAGUUCGUGAUUCCCAGUUUGAUUUUAAACUAUUCGGGUACACGAACUUCAUUCAUCAUAUCAGUUGCGGCAAUUCUAUAAAAUCUGUCGAAUAUUUGAUCAAUUAUUUGUCUAGUAAGAAUCGUGAAGUUAAAUGUACUCAGGCCCUGCUUGGUCUUCGAAUUGUUUUGCACAAUAUGCACAAACAACUUAACGAAUGA